This is a messenger RNA of Pecten maximus, 5214 nucleotides long. Its product is annotated as catenin alpha-like. The record is from RefSeq and is a predicted model, not a curated record. NCBI's taxonomy places the organism in Eukaryota, Metazoa, Mollusca, Bivalvia, Pectinida, Pectinidae. Gene Ontology annotation, cellular component: catenin complex; adherens junction. The transcript is spliced from 30 exons. Gene Ontology annotation, molecular function: beta-catenin binding; actin filament binding. The coding region runs from base 82 to 4542 and encodes 1486 amino acids. Gene Ontology annotation, biological process: cell-cell adhesion; cell migration.
UCUAGUUUGAACACGAAGCAAAACAUACAUUUGAAAUUAUGUGAAGUUGAUACUUGAAAAAAAAAAAGAUUGUUUGUCAUUAUGGAAGUGACCAACGGUUUAUUGACAAGCUUUGUCCAGACCAAGUCAAUUGAAAGGAUAUUGGCUCCAAUCGCAUCACAGAUAUCGUUGCUCAUUAUCCUUGGAGAAACAAAGACUGAUGUGUCAAUACCAAAUGACAUUGGGCCAUGCGCCUCUGCAAUGAUGAAAGCAGCAGAACACUUGAUUUCAGUGGGAAAAGAAAAGGCCCAAAGUGGUACAUGUACAGAUCAGGAGUACAGUAGGCGAAUGUUGAGUGCAUGUGAAACUUUAGAUCUAGCCUCAAGUGAUCUUUACCUUGCCACUCAGAGACUUGAGGGAAACAGUGCCAGAGAGGAAUGGGCUAAACUUGUGACAGCUGCUAAAGAUGUUCUCCAGGGAACUAUGAAGGUCUUGCUGGUGUCCGAUGAUGCAGAAGUUCGCAGAAUCGUUUCAGCAGCUCACCUGGUGUCAGAAAACAUAAGUCGUCUAGGGAUGGUACAGACCAUGGCAGACCUGCUCACUUGUUUUAAGAGUUUUACAGAUGCUGCUGCCCAGUUAUGUACACUGGCUAACAAGCGACAGAAGGACCUGUGUCAUGAUCGACAACGAGAGAAAGUGAUAACGUCAAUGGCUUUGUUAAAGAAGUCCAUACCUUCAAUGAGUGUAGCUCUUCAGAGCUUUGUCAAGUAUCCCCAAAACCCACAGGCACAGAUGAGUAAAGCUUGCGUGAUGAAUCAAGUGCUGUCAGCUGUACGAGACAUUGUGGAAGCUCUAGAGAAUAAGUUUAAUGAUGAAGAUUUCCUAGAUGUGGAGGAAUCUGGUUUCUUUGUGGCCAAAGUGGAUCAGAUACUUGAAGUGUUGUCUGAAGAUAAUCGGGCAGAACUUCACACUGACCUGGAGAGCUGGACAGAGACUGUCGUCAGACACAGCAUGCUGGUGGCUCACAUGUGUACUGACAGUUUCCGUGACAUCAUCAUUAGGACAUGUCAGCGGAUUUUACAGCUGAAGUCUCGGGUCUUCCAGUUACAUAGCAGUGCGAAAGACAAUCCUGAUGUAAAAGCAAUGCAAGAUGACUUUAAUGACGUUUGUGAGAGCCUAAUGGAUGAGUUUUAUGAACUUGAGAGGAAUGUGAACUUGGCGUUACUACAUUUGGUGAUAGACAUCUUCCAGGAGACAACUGAACCAUUAGAAAGGCUUGUCAAGUCUGCAAUGUAUUCCAGUGAGGCUCAGAGUCUCCAGGAUCUCAGCGAAGAGUACAUACAGGAUUUUGAAAAUCAUGCCGAUAAAAUGUGUCAGACAGCAAGAUGUGUGGCUGCCAGUUCUUCUGAUAAACGAAGAGUGCGUGUAUUGAGAACAUGUGUAUGCCGGCUGGAGCGGUUAGAUCCAGAAAUGGUACCAGGAGCAGUCACCAUUGCAAAAACAUCAUGCGACAAAAUGGCCAUCAAGCAUCUGAAAUUAUUAAUGAAGGAAUGGUCAUUUGAGGUGAAAAACUUGGUGGAAGUUCUUGAUGAAAUGACAGUCCCUGCCAUCUUUCUCCAGGUUUCUGAGACCAAAAUAGAAGAGGAUGUGAAUGUUUGUUUAGGAUUUUUGACAGAAGAUGAUUUAGUGGGUGUAGCCUCCGCAUUGAGAGGCGUGGUUGGACGGUCCCGCCGUGUCGCCCAAUUUGCUGAGCGCAUUGUUGAUCAUAGUCAGGAUCCACUGUAUAGGAAUGGUCUGCAAUCUUACAUCAAACAGUUACAGAGAGCCAUUAAAGGUGUGCGUGCGGCUGGAGGGAAUAUCACAGUCAACUCUUCUAAUCCCUCCUCCCUGGAGACUCUGAAGAAACGAUUCAAACUGUUGAUUGACAGUGUAAAACAGGUGAGGGCAGGGACUUACAAAAGAGGCUUUUUAGGAAGAAAGAGACUUUCCGAGAGUGGGUAUGGAACUAUGGGAUUGACAGGCCGACUCAAAUUUACUUCUACAACUACAUCCUAUGACCCUGAGGUCAUGAGGCGAGUUCAGAGUUCAGAGGUUAUGGUACCAGUUAAUGAAGAGGAAGUACAGACAGUCCACAAGCAGUUACAACAUAUGGCCCCAGCCUCUGGAUCUUACACAGAGUACCCCCAUGCACGACUGCUAGGAAGAGAGAUGUGCAUGGUGGCCAUUCGGGGAGACACACAGAGAGAGGCUGUGAUUGGUGGAGAGAUUCUUGGCUGGACCAAUCAUAUUGUUGAUGCUGCACAUGAAGUGUUGACUCACUGUGAGGAUGUAGAAUCAAAGCAAUUAAACAAAGCUUUGGCUUAUGAGGUGGACACACUGACCCCCAAAAUUCUGGACAAGGCAAAACUUGUUGCCCAUGGUGACAAGGAUGAGGCAUCAAGAUUGACCACCCUUGUGGAGGAAUGGUCAAGUAAGGUGGAAAAGCUGAGGAUAUUUGUGGAUGUGACGGUGGAGCUUUGGAAGGUUAUAGCAGACAAGGUACACAAGGCAAUGGCGGACAGAAAUGCUGAUCUACUCAGUAAAGAGGUUGAGGUGCUAUAUAGCCACCAGAAGGCCAUGUCGGAUGUCCUGGAGCUCAUCUCUAUGUUUGCACAGGAUCCGCAUGUGAAGGACCAGGAUAGGAUUACAAAGCUUCUAGAAGACAAAGAUGAAAUUGACAAUCUUACUGUAACAAUGGCAACUACUGCAGAGAUGAUAUCAUAUGCAGCAACACGAGAGGAGAAGAAUCAGGUGUCAGAGUUAGGUCGGGACUGGGCGGUUAGGAUGUAUAGUGUGUUGGCUGGUCUUGACAACAUUGUAGCUGAUCUUCAUCAGCUAGGACGAGAGGCAGGGGUGUGGCCCUCCCUGGAAGACACGCCGACUAAGGACAUGGAUAUUGUGAAUCACCUUCAGUUGGAGAAUGGCACUCUAAAAGACCUUCUGAAUUGUGUUGCUUUAGGGAAUACAAGGAUGUCCCAGGAGGCCACUGUCCUGUAUCAGCAUCUCAGGGUCAUACAGGAGGAGGCUCGGCUUGUUUUGUCUCGGUCUAUUGGCAGUGGGGUUGUUGUCUCAUUCUCUCCUCAGAAAAUAAGGAUGCUGUCUGGACAGUGGGUCAGCAAGGCUUUAAAGUGCAUGGAGCUUAUACAGACCCAGACUACACUCACUGCUGCAGGAAUUAACAAACUUGUGGAUGCAGUGUUUGCUGCCAAAAUCUCUAAAACAGAAGCACAAAGACAACAAAGCAUGGCUGACUGUUUGGACCGCAUUAGCUCCUUCAGUCGUGGAAUGGUCACACUUCGUCAGAAAAUACUGCAGGGUAUUCAGCUGUCAACAGACAUCAGCAAGAGGUCAGCCAUACGCAAGUCUCUGGACGACAUCACAGGAAUAGCUCCAGGGCUCAUCAAUACACUUAAAAAACUUACAAGCAGUGGUAAUAUAGAUCUGAAGGAAUUGUCUCGACAGAGACUCAGAUGGGCAGCCAAGGUCCGACAUUUGGUGGUUCUACUGCAGCAGGUCACAGAUAUACAACCAGGCCUAGUCAAAGAAGUGUGUAGACUCCUUAGUGUGGAGGAGGUGGGCGGAGUCACUUCCUGUGCUCCAGAUUUCACAGCAGUCAUUAAUCCACGAGUUAAAGAAACUGACGAAGAAGAGGUCAAAGAAAUAGUUACAACAAACAGCCAAUCACUGCUCAAUGUCACAGCAGCUAGUGCACGACCUUCAGGGAUUGAAGAAAUCACAGAAGUGCAGAAAGCAGAUGAUUUUAAACCAGCCAAAGUCACAUUCCAAAAUGUUCAUGAAGAACUGCUUCGAGUCACAAGUGAUCGGCGUGAUGAAGAAACUCUUGGCCAGUUAUCCCAGCUAAAGGCCAGACACACAUCAUCCCCAUACCGACCAUCUAACGCUAUCCUGGCUGCUGCUAGGUAUCUUCAAAAAGAAGCUGACAAGUGGGAGGAUGAAGGUAACCCAAUUGUGCAGGUGGCAAAGGAGAUGUCCCAGCAGCUGCAACAUAUGAUAGAGUACAGUCAGGGAGAGGGACCAAUCACAAAUCAUUUGGAGAUGACACAGACAGGCAAAGCAGUCGCAGAGAAUGGGCAAAAAAUGAGGAAAUUUGCAAAGAUUUUAGCAAAGUAUUGUCUUGAAAAAAGAUUUGCCAAAGACCUGAUGUUUUAUGCAGAUCAGAUCCCGACUGUCAGCACCCAGCUAAGUAUCAUCUCCAGUGUUCAGAUGGCCUCGCCCGAGGAUAACAAUGCAGACAAGAUUCUGAUACAGAAUGCAAAGAACCUGAUGAAGGUUGUCACUCAAACUAUCAAAGCGGCAGAGACAGUUUGUGUCAAGGGUCUGGUGAUGCCAGAAGAUGGGUCUGAAGACGACAUCAGUGCUAUCAUUCUUGCAACACAGUGGCGGCGAAAGUUUGUCCGACAUCUUCAAAGAGAGGCUGAUGAAGCCAAGAAGGAUACUUUGGGUCUUCGCAGGAUAGAAGAGCACAGACCUCCAGCACUGACACAGAUCUUUAGUACUUACUAACCACUGUCCCAUUAACAUUAAUGUCAUACUGAUAUCUAUCAGCUACAGUCAAGAUACUCUGUCUAAUGUACAGAUUGUUGAUUAAUGGUUAGUUUUCUUAAAAAAUGUAAAUAACUUAUUACAUUAAGUGGGACCAUUCUAAAUCAUAUCCUUAAUGUAGCAUUUCCACUCACAUACAUGUAUCUUCAAGUUCUUACCCAAAAACAUUCCUAAAAAUUUCUGACACUAUGAAAAGUCAUGUAUAUUAUCUUCAGUUUUCCUACACUUAAACCUAUCUCACUAUAAUAUUUCUAUACUGAAAUAUAUCCAUCAUGUACAGUACAGCCUUUCUACUCAACAUUUCAUAUGUCAUCACUAAACCAUCAUACACAUAAUCACAUCAGCUCCAAAAAUCACUAUAUCUUCCAAAAGACAUUUUUCUCAUCCUUUUUGUGUAAUCACGAACUUCAUAUUUUUUUUAUUUUUUUUUUUAUUUUUAAGUCUUUUGCAAUAUUUAAAUGAACUCUAUGUUUAACAUUUAAGGAAGUAUCAUGAAUCCUUCUUCGUACACAUAUUUGGUCAUAUCGUAUACCUUAUAAUUAAUUUUUCUUUAUUUUCAUGGUAAAUACUCAAAUGUGAUUGGUUGAAAAAUUCUUUUCAUUCUUCUAUGAAAGAAAUUCCAAGAAUGGCACG